Molecule: messenger RNA, 3078 nt
Organism: Ciona intestinalis (vase tunicate)
Lineage: Eukaryota; Metazoa; Chordata; Ascidiacea; Phlebobranchia; Cionidae
Source: RefSeq, a predicted model, not a curated record
GUAAGCCAAUAAUUGACCAAUUGGUUGGGAACUUGGGACAGUUGCCAACAAGUAUAUUGCAUAAGGGCACAUGCGUCCACCGGUCCACCACGUUGGCAGCUUCGAUCCUCGAAACUGUUAAUGGACUAGAGGCAGACGCGUUAAAACUUCCUUUAAGAACGCAAGUUUACCGACAGUUCUUGUUUGACCUACAGUAACCUACAUUGCGCUGAAGGUGUGGCAAUGUUUUAGGGGUUUCUCUGCAAUAAUUAAGUACACACGGCAAUAGUAAUGUGUUUCGGCACACAACCGACUGCGAUCUGUUAUUGCGCAGUUUACACAUUAACUAGGGACGCAAACGCCACAUAUAAAGAGAUUUAAAAGCCUUGGACGCAGAACAAAGACUUACCGUGCAGGUAAAUGUCUCUAAACGUGUAAGCGAUCGCACUACUAUUACCGUUACACCUUUUUUAGCUAAUGUUGGUACAGAUAGGCGCGGUUUGAUUGAAAUUAAGCAGUUUCUGUACCUGGCAUGGGCAAAGUCGCAGAGAAAAUCAACGGCAAGGCUUGUGCCGAUGAUGAAAAUUUGGAUUCGAAAUCAAAUUCAAAUGAAAAAGAGAAAUUGCCGAAAUCAAAUGAGAUAAAGUCGUCCACCUCUUCGGACAUCAUCGAAGAUGAAGAGGACGAGUUGGAAGGAGGAAGAUUCGGAUAUGGGAGGUUUACUCCAGACUGGUUGCAGUGUUGCAAUAAUGCAAAAGGAUUUCUUGUCGGUUAUUCAUUCUUCGUGAUUGUGCAAGGUAUGCUGGUCAAUGGCUUCGUGAACGUAAGCAUCACUACAUUGGAAAAACGGUUUGGACUGCAAAGUUCUGAGACCGGUAUCAUCUCGGUUGGUUACGACAUCGCGUUCUGCAUUCUCACAAUGUUUGUCACUUACUUCGGCAACCGAAGUCAUCGGCCGCGUAUUAUUGCAAUCGGUGCUUUUAUUUUAGGGUUAGGGGCUUUAAUGUUUUUCCUUCCACAUUUUACGACGGGCUUGUAUUCUUACGAAGACGGGUUUGAAACUUUAUGCACCGGUAAAGAAGGCAGUGACGGUUGUACUUCUAGUUCGUCCUACCUCAGCAACUAUGUCUAUGUGUUUAUAUUUGCUCAGAUUAUACACGGUAUUGGUUGCACCCCGCUUUACACUCUUGGACUUGCUGUUAUAGAAGACAGCGUCCCAAAGGAAUCGGCCAGCCUUUAUUUAGGAAUUGGUAAUGCAGCUUCAAUCUUUGGGCCUGUGUUGGGGUAUGGUGUUGGUGGAAUUGUUUUGGGCAUUUGGGUAGACUUCGAUAAAGUUGCUUCAGAUGAGAUCACGUUAACUCCGGUUGAUCCCCGUUGGGUUGGAGCUUGGUGGCUUGGUAUUAUGAUAUCUAUGGCGUGUGCCUUUCUCCUUGUUAUUCCGUUUGCCGGAUUUCCAAGGCAAUUCAAAGGAACCGCCAAGUACAGACGAAUGAAAACAGCGGAAGUGGAUAAAGACACAGGUGGAGAAGUGGCAAAGAAUGAGAAUUUCGGAAAUUCCUAUAAAGAUUUUCCAAAAGCGCUUCUUAUGUUGGCGAAAAACAAGACCUACGUUCUUGUGACGCUUGCGGAUUGCUCUGAGGCGAUACUACUCAGCGGGUUUACAACUUUUCUUCCGAAAAUUAUCGAGAAUGAGUUUCAGCAAACUGCAGGGCUAGCUGCUAUUAUGGCAGGGGUCAUCAGUAUCCCAGGUGGAAUAAUUGGGCACGUGGUUGCUGGUCUGAUCAUUAAAUGUUUUAAACUGAGAACGGCAAGCAUUUUGAAGUUUAACAUCGUAUGCUGCUUGUGCGUGUGUGCUUUGUCACCUUCUUUGCUUCUGUAUUGCCGAAAUCGCGACGUAGCAGGAAUAACUAAACCAUACGGCAACGAUACCACGAUGGAAGGCUUGGUAGCCACCUGCAACGAAGAUUGUGUUUGCCAGGAAGAGUUCUACAUACCAGUGUGCGGUCUGAACAAUGUGAACUAUUUCUCCGCUUGUGCCGCUGGGUGCAAGGAAGUCGUACCAAAUGGGACUUUAACGUAUUACAACAACUGUUCAUGUAUAAACGUCGAGCCUGUCGACGGGUGGCAGGCCUACCCUGGAAACUGUAAAACGAACGACUGCAAUUCUCUCGGACCAUUCCUUGCCGUGUUCUGCUUCUGCGUCAUGUUCACUUUCAUGUCUUCAACUCCGGCUCUAGUUGUCACUUUCAGAAUUCUACCAGAAAAGAUAAGAACUUUUGGGUUGGGUGUUCAGUGGCUUUUUAUUCGAGCAUUGGGAACCAUCCCGGGACCAAUAAUGUUCGGUAAUGUGAUCGAUCUUACUUGUAUACUGUGGCAGAAACGACUUUGUGAUGAUAGCAAGGGAUCUUGUUGGAUAUAUAACGCAAAAGAUUUGGCAAUUAAUGCGCUGAUUAUUUCGAUUGCGGUCAAAAUAACAUCUUCUGUUCUCUUCGGCCUCGCGUGCUUCUUUUACAAACCGACUUCAGAAACAGAACCGGGAGAUGACGUAACGAAAGAAGAAGAAAUGGUCGACAAUAUAACAGCUACAGUUAACGAGGCUUUCGAAAGUGACUUAAGUGACACUGAAUUAGAAAAAUGCAAAACAUUCUCGGAAAACGGCGAACUGUACACAGUUUUGUAAUUUAAACUAUAUACAUAGGGUGGAGGAAAAUGGGACACCUUUUCGUUCUAUUUUCUCUUCCCAUUUGAUGGUAAAUCAAGAACGUUCAAAGAAUCAUAAAGCCGUAUCGUCACGACCCCCAUUGACGAUUGUUAAUUGUUUAAAACUCGAUCAAAACAUUUGGAUAGUAUGUGCCAAAGGUGUCCCAUCUUCUUCCACAGUACUAUAUGCUAAAAUAAUUUAUUAAUUAUUUCAGUUUAUUAUAUUUCAUGUUACUUUAAAAAUAUAAAGAGUUACUGUGUCUACUUAGGUCCUACCUUUCUGUAUUAAGUUUCGGUGUAUGUUGUGUCAUUGCUGAACGUUUUAACGCGGUGUAUGCUUAAGUUCUAAUGUUUUUAAAUGAUUCCAUUAUUUCUAAUAAAGUUCGGUUUUACUUGAAA